Molecule: messenger RNA, 5857 nt
Organism: Scomber scombrus (Atlantic mackerel)
Lineage: Eukaryota; Metazoa; Chordata; Actinopteri; Scombriformes; Scombridae
Gene: hcfc1b
Product: host cell factor C1b
Exons: 33
Coding region: 1-5130 (1709 amino acids)
Biological process (GO): regulation of DNA-templated transcription; chromatin remodeling
Cellular component (GO): histone methyltransferase complex
Molecular function (GO): protein binding; transcription coactivator activity
Source: RefSeq, a predicted model, not a curated record
AUGGCAGCAGCGGCGGUGCCCGCGGUACUGCAGCCGCGGUGGAAGCGUGUAGUGGGCUGGAGCGGCCCGGUGCCCCGUCCCCGCCACGGACACCGGGCCGUGGCUAUCAAGGAGCUAAUGGUGGUGUUCGGCGGGGGGAACGAAGGGAUAGUGGAUGAGCUACACGUCUACAACACAGCGACCAACCAGUGGUUCAUCCCGGCGGUACGAGGCGACAUCCCGCCCGGUUGUGCCGCCUACGGUUUUGUAUGUGACGGGACUCGGCUGCUGGUGUUCGGAGGGAUGGUGGAGUACGGCAAAUACAGCAAUGACCUGUACGAGCUGCAGGCGAGUCGCUGGGAGUGGAAGCGUCUGAAGGCCAAGCCUCCAAAGAACCACCCGCUGCCCUGCCCUCGCCUCGGACACAGCUUCUCUCUGAUUGGCAGCCGCUGCUACCUGUUCGGCGGACUGGCCAAUGACAGCGAAGACCCGAAAAACAACAUCCCCAGGUAUCUGAAUGACCUGUUCUGUCUGGAGCUGCGGCCGGGCUCCAGCGUGGUCGGCUGGGAGCUCCCGGUGACGUCGGGUCCUCCGCCUCCGCCCAGAGAGAGUCACACGGCCGUGGUGACGAGCGGCCGUGGAGCCAACAGGCUGAUCAUCUACGGAGGGAUGAGCGGCUGCAGACUGGGAGACCUUUGGGUGCUCGAUAUCGACUCCCUGACGUGGAGCAAGCCGGACCUCGGUGGAGCGGCCCCGAUGCCCCGCAGCCUGCACUCCGCCACCACCAUCAACAACAAGAUGUAUGUGUUUGGAGGUUGGAUUCCUCUGGUGAUGGAUGACGUCAAAGUGGCGACACACGAGAAGGAGUGGAAGUGUACCAACAAUCUGGCCUGCCUCAACCUGGACAACAUGUGCUGGGAGACGGUCCUGAUGGACAGCCUGGAGGAAAACGUCCCCCGAGCUCGAGCUGGUCACUGCAGCGUGGCCAUCAACUCCCGACUCUACAUCUGGAGCGGAAGAGACGGAUACAGGAAGGCCUGGAACAACCAGGUGUGCUGCAAGGACCUCUGGUACCUGGAGUCAGAGCGUCCCAGUGCUCCGUCUCGGGUCCAGCUGGUCCGGGCCAACACCUCGUCUCUGGAGGUGAGCUGGGGGCCGUCGACGACUGCCGACACCUACCUGCUGCAGCUACAGAAGUACGACAUUCCCGCCACACCUGCUCCCACCUCACCUGCCCCCAGCCCCGCCUCCAACCCCGUCCCCAUCGCCACACCUGGAGCCAGCUCCCCUAAAAGCCCCAUCCCCGUCGCAGCAGCUCCAGCCAGCCAGGGCAUCCCGCUGUCCGGCAUCACGUUAGUCCCCUCCCCCACAGCCGCCAUAACUGGAAACCCGUUGGCUGCUGCCGCCAAAAAUCCAGCUGUCCUGAAGGUGGCAGCUCCAAGUACCGGAGGUGGAACCUCCAUCGUCACAGUUCGACAGGCCGUGCCCAAAUCCCCGGUAGCCGUGACAACACUUCCUGCAGGUGUUCGGAUGGUGAUGCCUGCUCAGACCAGUCAGGGGACGCCAAUAGGAAGCAGUCCUCAGAUGAGCGGGAUGGCGGCUCUGGCAGCGGCGGCCGCAGCCACUCAAAAGAUUCCUCCGUCCGCAGCGACGGUGCUGAACGUCCCAGCAGGAGCCACGACAGUGAGGACGAUGGCCAUCAGUCCAGGAUCCAGCAGCCUGCCGGUCAAAGUGGCGUCUCCGAUCACGAUGGUCAGUAACCCGGCCACUCGAAUACUGAAGACCGCCGCCGCUCAGGUGGGCGGGGCCUCUGUCGUCUCCACCACGGGGACGCCCAGCCGACCAAUCAUCACGGUUCACAAGUCGGGCACGGUGACGGUCUCCCAGCAGGCUCAGGUGGUCACCACGAUGGUGGGCGGAGUCACAAAGACCAUCACGCUCGUCAACAGCCCGCUGAGCAUGGGCGGAGGCGGCACCCUGCUCAGUAACCUCGGCAACCUGGGGAAGGUGAUGUCAGUUGUCCAGACCAAACCAGGUCAGAGUGGAAUGCUUACUGGUCAGGCUGGGAACAACCCGCUCGCCCAGCUCCUACAGGCGAAAGGUGGUCUCCCGCCAGGCACCAUCUUGAAGUUGGUGUCGUCAGCGGACGGUAAACAGACGACCAUCCUCAGCACUGCGCAGGCCGGCUCCACGGGAAACAAACCAACCAUCCUUGGCGUCUCCCCGACAACCUCGAAACCCGGAAACACCAUCAUCAAGACCAUCCCACUGUCUGCGCUGCAGGGUGGGGCAGGUGGUAACAGUCCAAUCACAAUCCUGACCACCAAAAUGAUGACGGCAGGAACAGCUGGAAAAAUCCUCACAACUGUCCCCAAAAUUACUGCAGCUGGUCAGCAGGGACUCACACAGUUGGUGUUGAAAGGAGCUCCGGGGACGCCGGGGACGAUCCUCAGGACAGUCCCAAUGAGCGGAGUCAGACUGGUGUCACCGGGAGCAACCGGCUCAAAACCCAACGUUACCACGCUGGUCGUCAAGGCAAAUACAGCAGGUGUCUCCAGUCUGGGGACAGUAACAGGAAGUGUCUCCUCUCCAAUAGCAACCGCUGCCAACGCCUCCCUGGCAACACCCGUCACCACCCUGGCAACCAUUGCUACACUGGCCAACCAGGUCACCGCGGCAACCUCUGUCACAGCAGGACCCAAACAGGUGACUCUGAUCACGACUCCAAGCGGCGCUGAGGCUCAGCCGCUGGUCCAGGAUCUGCCAGUGUCCUUCAUGGCCUCUCCUACCUCAGAAGAACCAGGAAGUACUACGAGUACUACUACUACAACUACUGCAGCGGGACAGGCAGGAGACCCAGCUGCUGCUACAGUGACGCUGGUCUGCUCCAACCCGCCCUGCGAGACGCACGAGACUGGCACCACCAACACCGCCACCGUCUCCACGUCAGCCAUGGGGGGUAACAACAGAGUGUGCUCCAACCCGCCCUGCGAGACGCACGAGACCGGCACCACAAACACCGCCACCACCGCCACGGCAACCAUGGGGGGUAACAACAGAGUGUGCUCCAACCCGCCCUGCGAGACGCACGAGACCGGCACCACCAACACCUCCACGGUGGCGUCUUCCAGCAUGAGCGGAGUGCCGCAGCCUUCAUCUCAGCAGUCUGGUCCCGUUUCUUCACCUGCUGUCGCUCUGAGCGGAGGAACCACCUGUUCUAAUCCGCCAUGUGAGACCCACGAGACCGGGACAACCAACACGGCGACGACAGCAGGAGCCGGAGGAAUCAGACAGGUGUGUUCAAAUCCACCGUGUGAGACCCACGAGACCGGAACCACCAACACGGCGACGACAGCAGGAGCCGGAGGAACCAGACAGGUGUGUUCAAAUCCGCCAUGUGAGACCCACGAGACCGGAACCACCAACACGGCGACUACAGCAGGAGCCGGAGGACUCAGACAGGUGUGUUCAAAUCCACCGUGUGAAACCCACGAGACCGGAACCACAAACACCGCCACCACAUCAGGAGCCGGAGGAGCCAGACAGGUGUGUUCGAAUCCGCCGUGUGAGACCCACGAGACCGGGACUACCAACACAGCGACUACAGCUACAGCUCAGCAGGGCGGAGACAACACGCAGGAGUCCACAGACCCCUCGUCCUCCUCCGACUCCACCCCGUCCACCACCACAACCAGCCAGGGCAGAGCUGUUACCACGGUUACACAGUCCACACCCACACCUGGACCUUCUAUACCUGCGAUCUCCUCAUUGGUCGGAGAGGACAGGGCAGAGUCCUCUGAGGCGGAGGCUGUCGCCAGGACAGGAGACGGGGAGGAGCCUAUGCAGACUGAUAUGUCAUCAGCAGCGUCGGUGCUACAGGUUCACGUGGAGGGCAGCGAGGCAGCUCAGAUGGCGUCCUCAGACAGCGGUCUCCCUCAGGAGCUGAUGUCAUCAGAAGGGGACAGCGGUGAGGCGGACUCUGGGACGACGACCCUGUUGGUGACGGCGGAUCAGCUGGCUGCUAGCGCGGCGGCAGAGGAAGCGGCGGCUCAGCAGGCGGCUCAGCAGGCGACGAUACAGGCGGUGCUGCAGGCAGCCGGACAGAUGGGAGAAGGAGCAGUGAGUCAGUCCAUCCCCAUCGUGCUGACUCAGCAGGAACUAGCAGCUCUGGUCCAACAGCACCAGCAGAUGCAGGAAGUCCAAAACCAACCGGAGCAGAGCGCCAUGCCCACAGAGGGCCUCGCUCCAGCCGACAGCCUCAACGACCCGGCAGCCGAGAGCAACGGACACGAGCUGACAUCAUCGGCGGUGACGAGCGCCGUGGCCCGAUUGGCCAGCACGUUUGGCCCCGCCCCUCCUCUGACAGCCAGCCCUGCUAAGACUCAGACGGCCGCCGCCGCCGCACUCGGCGAGGUGUCCAACGGCAUCGGAGCGAUCGCUGGGAAACAGGGCGUCCCGGUGAUGAGGUCAUCAGCGAAGGACAGUCAGUGGUACGACGUCGGGAUCGUCAAGGUUACCAACAUGGUGGUCUCUCAUUACUACGUCCCCUACGAUGACAUCGUGAUGGAUAAUGACUCAGGCGUGAUACCGGACUACAGUCAGAUGAGGAAGGUGGAGCUGCAGCCGGGGACGGCCUACAAGUUCCGGGUCGCAGGGAUCAAUAUCUGCGGGCGCGGAACGUUCUCUGAGGUCUCGGCGUUUAAAACGUGUCUGCCCGGUUUCCCCGGAGCACCGUGCGCAAUCAAGAUCAGCAAGAACCUGGACGGAGCUCAGCUGACCUGGGAGCCUCCUGCCGUCACAUCGGGGAAGAUCACAGAGUACUCCGUCUACCUGGCCAUCCAGUCCAGCCAGGCCAGCGCCUCCGGGUCCAGUUCUGGUCCGGCCCAGCUGGCCUUCAUGAGAGUCUACUGCGGUCCGAGCCCGUCCUGCCUAGUCCAGGCCACCAGCCUUGCCAGCGCCCACAUCGACUACACCACCAAGCCCGCCAUCAUCUUCCGCAUCGCCGCUCGCAACCAGAAGGGUUACGGACCGGCCACGCAGGUCCGGUGGCUCCAAGAAACCAGUAAAGAUGCCAAACCAGCAGUGAAGAGACCGGGAGCGUCUCCAGAGUAUAAACCCGCCGGACAGAAGAAGUUCAGAGCCGACCAAUAGGAGGAGGAGCUCGUGGCCUGUCGGAGACUGUGAUUGGUUACCUGAGCUGGAGGCAUAGCUCUUACAGCUUCCUGUCCAGCAGGAAACUAACGUGAAAAGACUUGUAGGAUAUUUGUAAAUUAUCGACCAAUCAGAACUUUUCUCUUCUUCUACUUCUGUUAUUUUUUUCUUUUUUUCUUUUUUCUUCUGUUUUUUUUUCUUUUUCUGGUUGUCAUGGAGACUGUAAGGGGUCGGGGGGACAGCAGCAUUUCACCGUCAGCUAAAAUUAAUAAAGUUUAUUUGAAGUUAGUAGGUAGGUGAUUUAUGAGGUCAAAGGUCACGGUGCUGUAAGGGGAGGGGGGGCAGUUUAAAUUAUUUUUCUUUCUGUGUAGUAACAAAAAUUAUUUAGUUUUUCUUUUUUUUUAUAAACGACUGUAAGAAAACAUUUCUUCUUUUUUCUGUUAAUGAAGCGUUCGUCUGAGCAGGAAGUGAAUUUUCAGCUGUUUGAAAAUCAAAAAAACCUGUUUGUUAAUAUUCUCUCGAACAAUAAAGAUUUUUAGAGCAUUUUUUUACAGGCAGUGUGGCGUCUGGCUUCCUGGAGCUUUUCUUCUUCUUCUUCUUCUUCUUCAUCUUCUUCUUCUUUGACUUUUAAGUGUUUGUUGAAUGUUCGACCUGCAGGCGGCUCAGAAGAACUUUAAAACUUUUAUUUACUGGAUAACAAACAUUUGUGACUUUUAUUACAAAACCA